This is a messenger RNA of Trichoderma aggressivum f. europaeum, 1758 nucleotides long. RefSeq lists its product as uncharacterized. Lineage: Eukaryota; Fungi; Ascomycota; Sordariomycetes; Hypocreales; Hypocreaceae. The transcript has 3 exons. The record is from RefSeq and is a predicted model, not a curated record. Gene Ontology annotation, biological process: regulation of transcription by RNA polymerase II. Bases 1 to 1758 code for a protein of 585 amino acids.
AUGCCAGCCUCCAGCACCGUGACGCUGGACAAUCUGUCCCAGAAGCUCCCCCAAUGGCGGCCAGACGAGCAGAACCACCUGUAUGCCGUCGUUGACAUGGGCAGCAAUGGCAUUCGCUUCAGCAUCACUUCCCUGGCACCUCCCCGUGCUCGUCUUCUCACCCCGGUUUACUCUGCAAGAGAGGCCAUCUCGCUGUUUGAUGCCCUGACACCGUCCCCCUCUGGGCCUGUGUUCCCUGCCGCAAUCAUAGAAUCGGUGUCUUCUGCCAUAGCCCGCUUUCACCAUCUUGCCGUCUCUCAUGAUGUCCCUCCCCAACAUAUCAUGAUGCUGGCUACUGAGGCCAUGCGGCGGGCCGUCAACGCCCCUGAGAUGCUAGAUGCCAUCGCAAAGGCCACUGGAGGACUGAGCGUUUCCAUCCUUGAUCCUCCUGUCGAGACACUACUCGGCGCCGUCAUGGGAUCGAGGAGUGGCCUCGGGGGUGUUCCUGGUGGUGCUCUGUUCCUCGACCUUGGGGGCGGGAGCGUGCAGAUGACUUGGGUGGACACUAGCACCCAAGACUACGAAAUAAAGGCAGCUCGUGCCGGAGGGAGCCUGCCUUAUGGUGCCGCAAAGCUAAUGCGUGUGCUACAAGAGAAUCCCGAGCAUGUGCACGCUGCCGAGACGGUCAACCUGAGGGAUGGCUUUCGGAAACUAUACGCCGACCUGUGCUCCAAGUUUCCCGCUCUCCAGGCCAUCAAGGCUGCGAACGAGAGAGGGGAAGAGGUCCCCGUCGAUGUUUACAUGUGCGGUGGCGGGUUCCGCGGCUACGGCAGCAUGCUGAUGCACGACGACCCUAUCAGCCCCUACCCCAUCUCGUCAUCCAACACUUAUGCUGUUCGUGGCUCGCGGUUCAAGGAAACAACCAGAAUGCUGCACAUGAACCAGCACUACGAUGGUAAGAUCUUUGGCUUGUCCAAGCGGCGCAGACAGCAGUUUCCUGCCAUUGUCCUCGUCGUUGAAGCUUUCAUCGAAGCUGUUCCAUACCUUGGUUGGGUUACCUUCUGCGGAGGGUCCAAUCGGCAAGGCGCUUUGAUGAUGAAGCUUCCUCGGGAAAUCAGAGAGAGCAGCCCUCUGGACGUCCUAGCCAAUAUACAAGAUGGCGAAAAAGCAGUUUUUGAAGCCAUUCUGGGAAAACUAUCAGAAUCUCUUCCGUCAGAUCUCGCCCACGCCCGCCUCCCCACCAUCUUCAAUACCGGUGCGGGCAUGCUCUUCGUUAGAGAGGUAUGGAAUCGCCACGGUCAUGAUGCGGACUCCAAUACUGCUUAUGCCGUCCACGAUGCCGUCUCUCGCGACACCGACUGCCCCGGCCUGACUCAUCUUGUCCGCGCGCUCCUUGGCCUUGGCGUCGCCGCGAGAUGGGGAGGCAACCUCGGGCCUCUUGAUGCCCAACUACACAAAGGGCUACAGGGCAUACUUGAUGACAGGGGUGUCGAUUCGUCGUUCUGGGCCCAGUACCUUGGUGCCGUCGCAAGUGUCCUGGCCACCGUCUUCCCCGUCAUGCCGAAGCAAGCGGGCCAAGUAAUCGACGCUAUCAGCUUCGAUUCACGCGUCCAGCAGAGAGAGGGCAAGAAGGACAAAGUUUUGUUGAAGAUUGGCCUAGCUAGCGAAGUUGCCAAACGUAUCAACAAGGAGGAUCUCAUCGACCAUGUCAACUCCGCGGCUAAAGUCAAUGCAAAGGCCACCAAGACGAUCUCAACGCAAAUAGUCAUUCAAUCAUGA